Molecule: messenger RNA, 1752 nt
Organism: Grosmannia clavigera kw1407
Lineage: Eukaryota; Fungi; Ascomycota; Sordariomycetes; Ophiostomatales; Ophiostomataceae
Product: sugar transporter
Exons: 3
Coding region: 1-1752 (583 amino acids)
Biological process (GO): carbohydrate transport; transmembrane transport
Cellular component (GO): membrane
Molecular function (GO): carbohydrate:proton symporter activity
Source: RefSeq, a predicted model, not a curated record
AUGGUCGCUGCUGCUCCAAGCCAGUCAGCCGUGGGCCGGUAUAGAGCGGAGAAGCCGCAUGGAAUUGUGGGCAUGCUGCGGAAUCCGUACGUGUUCCUGACAUGCGCGUUUGCGGCGCUGGGCUGUCUGAUGUACGGCUACGACCAGGGGGUCAUGAGCUCGGUGCUGGUGAUGGAGACGUUUGAGUCCGAGUUCCCGCACCUGCAGGGAAGCACAAUCCAGGGCUGGCUGGUGUCGGCGCUGGAGCUGGGCGCCUGGGCUGGGGCACUGCUCAACGGCUGGCUGGCCGACCGGAUCUCACGCAAGUACAGCAUGCUGGUGGCCGUGCUGGUCUUCACGCUCGGCACCGGGCUGCAGUGUGGCGCCCACCGGAGCAGCGAGCUGUUUGCCGGUCGCGUCAUUGGCGGCAUUGGCAUCGGCAUGUUCUCCAUGGUCAUCCCGCUGUACCAGGCCGAGAUCGCACCGCCAGAGCUGCGCGGCUCUCUCGUGUCGCUGCAGCAGCUUUCCAUCACCAUCGGUACCACCAUCGCCUUCUGGCUCGACUACGGCAUGCACUUUGUCGGCGGCACCCAUUGCGAUCCCGCCGGCAUUCCGGCUGACCAGCAAUAUGACGACGGCGUGUUCAACUACACCCUUGCUGCCGGCCACCGCUGUCUCGGCCAGAAGGAUGUCGCCUGGCGUUUCCCUCUCGCCCUCCAGCUGCUGCCCGCCUGGAUCCUCUUCGUCGGCAUGUUCUUCCUGCCCUUCUCGCCGCGCUGGCUCAUGAUGAAGCACCGCGACGACGACUGCGUGACUGCGCUGUCCAAGCUGCGUCGUUUGCCUCCCAACGACCCCCUCGUCCAGGCUGAGUACCUCGAGAUCAAGGCGGCUGUGCUCUUCGAUGAGGAGGUCAAUGCCGAGCUCACCGCCAGGGACGGCUGGAUCGGCUCCUGGAAGAUGCUCUUCACGCCCAAUAUCCUGCGUCGGGUCUUGAUUGGAUGCAUAAUUAUGAUCUGCCAGCAGUUCACUGGCAUCAAUGCCGUCCUUUACUACGCCCCCCAGAUCUUCGAGACCUUUGGCUUCACCAACACCACCACCGACCUGCUCGCCACCGGCGUCACCGGCAUCUUCCAAAUCGUCUUCACCCUGCCCGCCGUCUUCUUCCUCGACCGCUUCGGCCGCAAGACUUUUCUCAUCGUCGGCGCCAUCGGCAUGAUGAUCUGCCACAAUGUCGUUGCCGCUGUCGACGGCUCCUUUGAGGACUCGUGGUCCACCCACCGGUCAGCCGGGUGGGCCUCUAUUGUCUUUAUCUGGCUCUUCGCUGUCAACUUCGCCUACUCCUGGGGCCCAGUCGCCUGGGUCCUGACCCAAGAGCUCUUCCCCACAAGCAUGCGCUCUCGUGGUGUCUCCAUCGUUGCAUCCACCAACUGGAUGUUCAACUUUGUCAUCGGCCUGACCACGAAGGACAUGCUCAAGUCCAUGCGCUAUGGCACAUACAUCUUCUUUGCCGCCUUCUGCGCCAUCGGCGCCGCCUUUGUCUGGCAGUUUGUGCCCGAGACCAAGGACAAGACGCUCGAAGAGCUCGAUGUCUACUUUGGCGGCGACGCUGGCGGCAUCGCCGUCAAGGACCAGGAGCGCAUGGCUCGCAUCAACGCCAGCCUUGGUCUUCAAGGUGUUGAGCGGCCCGAGGACCUGAAGACGGCCAUUCCAACUGGCGCCGAGCUGCACGAGUUUGCCCCCGGGCAGGGUGCCGAUGUCGAGAAGACUGCUUAA